AUCACAAGUUGGUUUGAUCCCUUGUGUAUUAUUUGAAAAGACAAAUGGAAGUUGACUUUGAAAGGUUCUUAGUACUUGAAUGUGACAAUUGGUCCUGUAGUGGUAUGAGAAGAAUUCAAAGGGACUGGAGAUUUUCUGUAAAAGCUGGAUGCCAAAACCAGGUGUUCGGAUCAAAGGAGCUUUGUUUUUUUGCCAUGGUUAUGGUGAUACAUGCACUUUCUUCUUUGAAGGUGUUGCUAGGUACAUUGCUGCAGCUGGAUAUGGUGUUUAUGCUUUGGACCAUCCUGGUUUUGGUCUGUCCGAAGGAUUGCAUGGUUAUGUCCCAAGCUUCGAUGCAUUAGUUGACAACGUUAUUAAAAUUUAUACAAAAAUCAAAGGACGACCUGAAGUGAGAAGGUUACCUCACUUCAUAUUGGGACAGUCCAUGGGUGGAGCUGUUACUCUCAAAGUUCAUCUAAGGGAACCACGAGAGUGGGAUGGAGUAAUUCUUGUAGCUCCAAUGUGUAAAAUUGCAGAAGAUGUGGUUCCUCCCGCAGCAGUUUUGAAGGUAUUCACUCUUUUGUCAAAAGUUAUGCCAAAAGCAAAGCUCUUCCCACAUCAAGAUCUAUCUGAGUUAGCCAUCAGAGACCCCAGAAAAAGAAAAAUGGCCGUCUACAAUGUGAUUGGUUACAAUGACCAAACACGACUGAAAACUGGUUUGGAACUUCUAAAAGCAACUAAUGAAAUUGAGAAGCGAUUGGACGAGGUUUCAUCUCCAUUGCUGAUUCUUCAUGGAUUAGCCGAUAAAGUGACAGAUCCUUCAGUGAGCCAGUUUCUUUACAAGAAAGCUUCCAGCAUGGACAAAACUCUCAAGCUCUAUGAAGAAGGUUAUCACUGCAUUUUAGAAGGAGAGCCUGAUGACAGAAUACAUACAGUCCUCGGUGACAUUAUUUCAUGGCUUGACGCCCGGUGCUAAGUAAAGUUCAUUCUAAAAUUUCUGAGUAGAAGACUAGUAGCUUCUUCCUUCCUUUGCCUUCUCGUCCGUCACCAUUGCUUCUCAUCUCAAGCCUCAAAUGUCAAAUUUUUAGUUCAAUGCGGAAGAGAUUGGUGAAAUCCAAUUAAUAAAGUUUGGGGCAUUGUGUUUUU
Pistacia vera is the source of this 1125-nucleotide messenger RNA. Its product is annotated as caffeoylshikimate esterase. Bases 149 to 955 code for a protein of 268 amino acids. Gene Ontology annotation, molecular function: lipase activity. Gene Ontology annotation, cellular component: membrane. Lineage: Eukaryota; Viridiplantae; Streptophyta; Magnoliopsida; Sapindales; Anacardiaceae. The record is from RefSeq and is a predicted model, not a curated record. The transcript has 6 exons.